This is a messenger RNA of Staurois parvus, 306 nucleotides long. The record is from the annotation of a GenBank genome assembly. Lineage: Eukaryota; Metazoa; Chordata; Amphibia; Anura; Ranidae.
AUGCUGGGGGAGAACAGGAAGAAAAAAGAUGUAAAAUGGGGCAGACCUGGCUCUUUGUCCACUGACUGGAGAAACUCCCUUCAAGAGGAGAAGAAACAUCAGGUUCUCGUCAGGACCAUCUCUGAAAGACCCAUUAGCCAUGCUGGCACCAUCCCCCGAAACCGCCAGAGGAGGUUUGUGUCAUCUGAGCGUUUCGUGGAAGUUCUUCUUGUGGCAGACACAUCAAUGGUUCGGUUUUACGGGGAAGACUUAAAGCUCCAUAUCCUGACACUGAUGUCUGUGGCCUCUCGCAUCUACAAGCACCCC